AAGCAUGUUAGUGAUUAUCUCCCCUUGUUACUAAAUUCAGAAGCGAAAUGCAAGAUCAAUUUGAGCGCCGUAUUAGACAAUUUUUCUAGUUAUUAGCCACAAAAGCACAAAAAGGGGAGCCACACACUAUUUAUAACUGUUUCACAGACAUAAUCUACAAUCAUGUGGCAAGAAGCCAGAAAACAAGAAAAGAAGAUUAGGGGUUUGAUGGUGGAUUAUAAGAAAAGAGCAGAAAGAAGACGAGAAUUUUACGAGAAAAUUAAACUAGAUCCUGCACAGUUUGUAAGAGCAUAUGGUCGACCAUGUAAGAUUAAUUUAGAUCCAGCAGUAGCAUAUGCCGCAGAGAGUCCCCAGAGCAUGAUGCCUUGGCAAGGUCAAGAAGAUAAUAUGAUUGACAGAUUUGAUGUACGAGCCCAUCUUGACUAUAUGCCACAGACCAAGAUAGUAGCCCCUCCAACAUUGAGUAAGAGAGAGGAAGAAGAAGAAAGAUCUAUUAACUAUGAACGUUACAGAAUUAUUGUAGAAAAUGAAUGCGCUGGAUUGACAGAAGAACAAGCUUUAUAUCAGAUCUAUGUUGAUGAACAGUUUGGGAACGUUGACAAAUCCAAAGAUGAAGAAAAGAAAAAACUGGAGGGAAAGAAAGCUGCUAUAGCGUUUGUAUAUGAAGACAGUACGCCUAUUCUCAAAGAUGAGGAUGACAGUGAAAGCAGUGACACAGACGUAGAAGAUGUUGAUUUAGAUAUAACACUUGAUGUUGACACACUAAACAAUGAACAGAAAAGAUUACUCAAUGAAUGUGCUCAGCAGUAUGGAAUGAAAGAUGAAGAUUUUGUCAGCAUGUUACAAAGAGACAAAGAGGAAGCUGAGGCUAUGAAACUAGCCAGGAUCUUAGAGGAGGAAAAGGCACAGUUUGCUGGAAGGAAAUCAAGAAGAGAAAGAAGAGCAUAUAAAGAAAAAAGACUUGCAGGGAGGAAGCUAAGUCCACCAAGCUAUGCUGCCAGAGAUAGUCCUAAAUAUGAACCUUAUCAAAGGUCAUCAUCAUCGUCCAAAUCAAGGUCAAGAUCCCCAGAGAGAAAAGACAAGAUGUUGUUUAUAACAAGUUUUGGAGGUGACAGUGAAGAAGACAGAACUGUUCAGGGGCCAUCACUCCCUAAUACUCAUAAGAUAGAUAAAUGGGAUAAAAAAGCUAAAAAGAAAAAAGACAAGAAAAAGUAUAGGAGGUCACGAUCUCGGUCACCAUCUUCAAGAUCAAGGUCACGUGAUCAGAGAGAAAGGGAAAAGGUGAAAAAAUCCACAGUAAGAUCCAGAAAAGAAAAAGAAAAACAUAAAAGAAGUUAUAGUCAUUCCUCAAGUCAUAGUUCAUAUUCCAGCAAGUCAUCUCGUAAUUCAAGUUCACGAUCUAGAUCACUGUCAAGGUCAAGAUCAAGAUCCAGAAGUAGAUCAUAUUCUUCAAGGUCAUCGUCAUAUGAUUCUAAGUCAAGGUCGCGGUCGCCACAGAAGCCAGUAGUAGCGCCGCCUAUAAAACGCUACAGAAGAGAAAGUUUAUCAUCUAAGUCAAGUGAUUCUGAAAGUGAUCACCGAACAUCAUACCGCGGCAGAAGAGAUGAUAAACAUGACAGGCAUGACAGAGGUGACAGAGGUGACAGGAAUGAUCGGAAUGACAAGAAUAAUGAUAGGAAUUCUGGUCAAAGGUCAAAAAGUGAGACCAAGUUACCUGGUAAAAGUACAUCUUUAAACCUUCAAGCAAAAGUAACUCCACAAGAGAAAUUGAAAAGGAAGAUGCAGGCUGCCCUCAACAGAUCAUUCAAAGCAGACAAAAAGGCUGAAGUGGAAAGAACCAUAAAAUCUGAACAAGAAAGACUUGACAGAGAGGAAGAACUUAGAAUUAGAGCUCUUGAGAUGAGACGGAGAGAAAGAGAGAAAAGACAUCGAGAUAGAGGAGAUAGUAGCAGUGAUGACAGUCGAAGUCGAAGCAGGAGUCCUGAUAGUGUAUCAUCACCAGCUGGAUCUGGUCCAAAGAGGAGGAAAAGGUCACAAUCUAGGUCAAGGUCAAGAGAAAGAACAAGUCGAUUUACAGAUCACAGAUAAAUCUUUAUUUAAUUUAUUAGACAAAAUGAUAUUCAUUUUUUUAUUGAUAAUAAAAUAAAUAUUUAUAAAUGAAAUGUUGAAAUGACAUUGAUCAUGGUGUGAGUGUUCAUUGUAAAAAUCACCAGAUUUAGCCAAAAUAUCUGACAAUAAUGUGUAAUCUAUUUUGACCAUAUUUGUUUUCCAUUGUUAUGACAUUAAAAUGAACUUGUUACAAUC
Messenger RNA from Mytilus trossulus (common blue mussel), 2304 nucleotides. Its product is annotated as CLK4-associating serine/arginine rich protein-like. The transcript has 19 exons. Lineage: Eukaryota; Metazoa; Mollusca; Bivalvia; Mytilida; Mytilidae. The record is from RefSeq and is a predicted model, not a curated record. Bases 163 to 2088 code for a protein of 641 amino acids.